CAGAGGGACCCCGACCGGUGGCUUCCCCCCCCCCGCCCUCCCCGAGGGAUGGUGCAUAUCUCCCCGGCCCAAGGAGCGGGGCUGGGGCUCCUUCGCAGCACCGCUGAGGCGCAGUACGGGCGAAGGACGCGAUGAGGACCGAGGCCGGCGUUUGGCUCCUCGGCUUGUGCUACCUGGUCGCCGCGGUCGCGGAGGAAGCUGAGAUCCCCCAAGAGGUGAUAGAAAGGCUGGCACACAGCGAGAUCCACAGCAUCCGUGACCUGCAGCGCCUCCUGGAGAUUGACUCCGUAGGGUACGACGAUGCCUCGGAAACCAACUUGAUACUGCAUGGCGUUCACUCCAUAAAACACGCACAAGAUAAUCGCCCCAGACCCGUUCGUAGGAAAAGAAGCAUCGAGGAAGCCAUUCCUGCCGUCUGCAAAACCCGAACCGUCAUCUACGAGAUACCUCGGAGCCAGAUCGAUCCCACGUCGGCAAACUUCCUGAUAUGGCCGCCGUGUGUGGAGGUGAAACGCUGCACGGGCUGCUGCAACACCAGCAGUGUGAAAUGCCAGCCGUCGCGGAUACACCACAGAAGCGUCAAGCGAGCUUUUGGAAGCAAGAUCCUUAAUGGUGACAUUUUGUUAUGUCAAUCUAAAUUGAUUGUGUCAGUCUACCGCCAACCCAGCGGGUUCGAAAGCGCCGAUUAA
This is a messenger RNA of Gekko japonicus, 689 nucleotides long. RefSeq names its product platelet derived growth factor subunit A (gene PDGFA). The coding region runs from base 132 to 689 and encodes 185 amino acids. Gene Ontology annotation, cellular component: membrane. Gene Ontology annotation, molecular function: growth factor activity; platelet-derived growth factor receptor binding. Gene Ontology annotation, biological process: positive regulation of cell migration; positive regulation of cell population proliferation; positive regulation of ERK1 and ERK2 cascade. The record is from RefSeq and is a predicted model, not a curated record. The transcript has a single exon. Lineage: Eukaryota; Metazoa; Chordata; Lepidosauria; Squamata; Gekkonidae.